Messenger RNA from Cottoperca gobio, 1414 nucleotides. It is a transcript of the gene ndufaf2, whose product is annotated as NADH:ubiquinone oxidoreductase complex assembly factor 2. Lineage: Eukaryota; Metazoa; Chordata; Actinopteri; Perciformes; Bovichtidae. Gene Ontology annotation, biological process: mitochondrial respiratory chain complex I assembly. The record is from RefSeq and is a predicted model, not a curated record. The transcript has 4 exons. Gene Ontology annotation, cellular component: membrane; respiratory chain complex I; mitochondrion. Bases 113 to 595 code for a protein of 160 amino acids.
UAUUCACUCCGUUUCCAAUCCAUGAACUCUUGCAUAAACAACCCGGUGAGACGACAGACAGAUAACAAGGGACACGAAACACACUCUAACACCUUCAGGUUGUCCGGUGAAUAUGAGCAGGAUUGCUGGAGUUUUAAGGCGUACGUUUGGAAUAGUACGUGACCACAUCGGGACAGAUGCUUUGGGGAAUACAUAUUACUCAAUCCCAAAACAGAAGACAUGGACAGGCAGGUUAGUCCGUGCCAGGCGGAUGGUCGUGGCAGCCAAUCCUAAAGAACAUGAAUAUCUAGAAGGCAGCAUACCGACAGAGUGGGACGCUUGGAUCCGAGGCAGACGGAAAGAGCCCCCCUCCAUCGAGGAGCUGCUGAAGAAUGAUUCUUACAGGGAGAACAUCAAAAGCAAGGCCAAGGAGGUGGAGGAGAAAGAUCUGGCCCUACAGGAGAAGGAGUACGAGGAAGGUCUUGUGGCAACUUCUGCAAAGACUGCGGCCAAGGGCCAUGCAGCCGCCACCAGCUUCGGCAAGGAGGAGAUCAGCGAAGACCCGACCAGCACUGCAAACUCGUUCCAGCCUGGCUCCUGGAUUCCCAAGAAAUAGACUGAGACACCCACAUCCACUGAGACCGCUGUACAAUGUAAUACAAUCCAAUAGAAAAUCCCUGCAAUAAAUACUACCUAUGUGAAACUGAUAUUCAAUUUAAGUCGAGACUUUGAUAUGUAAUGUUAGAAGCUACUUUCAGUAUAAUGCAAUUCAAGUCGACAACAAUCGAGCUCUGACUUUGGAAAUGACCAGAUUAUAUAAAUUCCUCUCCAUUUCAGAGGAAGUAUUUAUUUCAAAGCUGUUUUAUUGGACUGUAUUAUAUUAUACGAGUUUCUGUUUUUCUAGUCCCUUGGUGUACGUAUAUUGUAUAUACACAAGAAAAUAAGCAUCACUCAUCUUGAAGCUGAUUAAGUGACCACAAUGAUUCAAUGUAACUGAAUGGUCUGUAAAUAAAGCAAAACAAAACUGGAUUGGUUGUACUUCCAAUGAUCAUUAAGUACAACUACAAAUACACUAUCAUGCUUAAGGUACAUUGUAAAAAUAAUUUCAAAAUUGUGACUAUUUUAAUUACAUCGAUAUUGACUCCUUACUAAUAAAAUGAAUUAUAAAUAUUACAUGUAUACAAUUCAAGCUGAUCAGAACAGAUUAUUGAGCUAUGACCAGAUAUAUUGUGCAGUAUUUGUAUACAUCCCUCAGCGAGCAACAUUCCACAGUGUAAAGAUUGAAAGCAUUUGUUGAGGGAGUGUGUGGAAAAGCAUACGUUUAAUCCUGUGGGAAUACGUAGGUAAAAAAUAUCAAAUCUAAAUUGAACUCAACAGCUAAGGCCUGAAGAUGGUGUCUUGUAACUGUGCUUACAUUAAAUAAUGUGUUAAUGUU